Peronospora matthiolae is the source of this 756-nucleotide messenger RNA. The record is from the annotation of a GenBank genome assembly. NCBI's taxonomy places the organism in Eukaryota, Oomycota, Peronosporomycetes, Peronosporales, Peronosporaceae.
AUGCAAGAGGAGAUCGCCGCGCUCGAGGCCAACGACGUUUACAAGACCAAGACAGAUGCGCAGGGCGACCACGAGCGGCUGAAGGCGCGACUGGUGGCGUGUGGCAACGAACAGGUGCUUGGCGUCGACUACACGCUGACCUUCGCUGCCGUGAUGGACCUAUCGACGGUCAAAGUGAUCCUGGCGCUUGCGGCUACGUGGGGGGGGGUGUCUGCCAAGCAUGGUGACAUCCCCAACGCCUACGUUAAAGCGUACAAGGAGCCGCACCUCCGCAUCUAUCUACAGAUGCCGCGCGGCAUGCCAGUCUCGAAGGAGACGCUACGAGCGCAAGGCGUAUCGAACGCGAGAGAGCUGGUGCUGGAGCUGCGGAAGAGCAUUUACGGGCUCAAGCAGGCAGGCCGGCUGUGGAUCCAGCUGCUGCACUCAAAGCUCUCUACUGCCGGUUUCACGCAGUGUGAGAGCGACAUGUGUUUCUACUGGAAGCGCGACGGCAACGACCUCGUCGUGGUCGGCGUGUAUGUCGACGAUCUUCUAGCGACAAGGACGAGCGCGGCGGCGGUCGAGCGGUUCUUUGCAAGCCUCUCGUCGUUGUCGAACAAGGACCUGGGGCGUGUCAGCGAGUUCCUGGGCAUGCGCGUGACGCACAACGGUCAGAAUGGGUACACGCUCGAUCAGGAGGAGGCCAUCAAAGACCUCCUACGCGACAACGGACUCGCUGACGCUAACUCGACGUGGACGCCGAUCGACGACAGCUGA